Molecule: messenger RNA, 1165 nt
Organism: Helianthus annuus (common sunflower)
Lineage: Eukaryota; Viridiplantae; Streptophyta; Magnoliopsida; Asterales; Asteraceae
Product: sphingosine-1-phosphate lyase
Exons: 11
Coding region: 160-960 (266 amino acids)
Biological process (GO): carboxylic acid metabolic process; sphingolipid catabolic process
Cellular component (GO): endoplasmic reticulum
Molecular function (GO): pyridoxal phosphate binding; sphinganine-1-phosphate aldolase activity
Source: RefSeq, a predicted model, not a curated record
CUCUCUCUUUCUGAGUGCAGGAUAAUACCUGAAUCUGCACACUCAGCUUAUGACAAAGCUUGUCAAUAUUUCAAAAUCAAAUUGUGGCGUGUUCCCGUGAAUAAGGAAUUUCAAGCAGAUAUUAAAGCUAUCAAGAAAUAUAUCAACAAAAACACCAUAAUGAUUGUUGGAUCGGCUCCUGGUUUUCCACAUGGAAUCAUUGACCCAAUUGAGGAGCUCGGUGAAUUAGCAGUUAGUUACGGGAUUUGUCUGCAUGUAGACCUUUGUCUUGGUGGUUUUGUGUUACCUUUUGCACGCAAACUCGGGUACCCAAUUCCACCAUUUGAUUUUACAGUUCAAGGAGUGACCUCUAUAUCAGCAGAUGUUCAUAAGUAUGGGUUGGCACCCAAAGGGACUAGUAUAGUUUUAUACAGAAAUCAUGAUAUUCGGAAGCAUCAGUUUGUUGCUGUUACCGAGUGGUCUGGUGGUCUAUAUGUAUCUCCAACAAUUGCUGGUAGCCGGCCUGGAAACGUGAUUGCCGGAGCUUGGGCAGCUAUGAUUUCAUUAGGGCAAGAAGGUUACCUUGAGCACACAAGAGAGAUAAUGGAAGCAUCAAAGAGGAUACAACAAGGAGUGAAAGAGAUCCCCGAAUUGUUUAUCGUUGGAAGGCCAGAUAUGACAAUUGUGGCGUUUGGCUCUAAUGUAAUUGACAUAUUUGAAGUGAAUGACAUAUUGUCCUCUAAAGGCUGGCAUUUAAGUCCCUUGCAGAGACCCAACAGCAUUCAUAUCUGUGUGACCCUUCAACAUGUGCCUGUUGUUGAUGAAUUCCUCAACGAUUUAAAGGAUUCAGUGCAAACUGUGAAAAAGAAUCCCGGGCCAAUAAGCGGAGGACUUGCGCCGAUAUAUGGUGCAGCCGGGAAGAUUCCGGAUAGAGGUAUGGUUAGUGAAUUACUGGUAGACUACAUGGAUAAUGCAUGCUAAUAUGAUUCUUGGGGUGUUUGGAUCCACUUAUCUGUCAAAAGCUUUUGAAGGAAAGGAUAGUGGAAAUUGUGUGUUGAUGAUAUGUAAACUGUUUUAUACUAGUUUGUAGAUGUAUAUGUUAAAGUAAUUCAAAUACCAUCUUUUUUUUAACCCUGAAUUUGCAAGUGUUGGUUGAAUUGAAAAUCUUGUUUUUUGACCAUGGAAA